AUGGGCCUGAUAGCUCCGAACCACUUUAUCCAGAAGGACUCGGCGAAUACGCGCAGCAAUGAUGAACAACUUCACCUUCCUUCUUCUCAAUCAUCCAUUAGUAACACUAAUAUUAUUCCGAUCUGUAAUGACUAUGAUGAAAAUACAUCAAAGAACAAGGAAAAUAUACCGAUUUCCUCACCGCUGAGUUGUAUACGUGACAGCAAUGAAAAUUUUAUGCAUUUUGUGGAAGAGAAUGUUAGCAAUAUUUCUAUUGAUGAUAGUAUUGAAAGAACAGAUCAUAAUAAUACUGAGUACAUUUUUGAUAACUCGAGUAGAAGUCUGAAUAAUGAGUUAUUAGAAAAGGACUACAAUGAGUGUCAGGAUGAUAAUAACAAAGUUUUGCAUUCAACGUUCACAGACAGUAUUGAAAGAACAUAUAAUAAUACUGAGUACAUUAUUGACAACCCGACUAAAAGUCUCAAUAAUGAGUUAUUAGAAAAGGACUACAAUAAUUGUCAGGACAAUAACA
Messenger RNA from Nylanderia fulva, 511 nucleotides. Lineage: Eukaryota; Metazoa; Arthropoda; Insecta; Hymenoptera; Formicidae. The record is from RefSeq and is a predicted model, not a curated record.